This is a messenger RNA of Sceloporus undulatus (fence lizard), 1518 nucleotides long. RefSeq names its product stromelysin-1-like. The record is from RefSeq and is a predicted model, not a curated record. Gene Ontology annotation, biological process: extracellular matrix organization; collagen catabolic process; proteolysis. Gene Ontology annotation, cellular component: extracellular matrix. The transcript has 10 exons. NCBI's taxonomy places the organism in Eukaryota, Metazoa, Chordata, Lepidosauria, Squamata, Phrynosomatidae. The coding region runs from base 1 to 1449 and encodes 482 amino acids. Gene Ontology annotation, molecular function: zinc ion binding; metalloendopeptidase activity.
AUGAAGUGCUUUCUACUAACCAUCACACUCUUGGGAGCACUUUCUUAUGCUGUACCUGUACUUCAAGAAGCUGAACAAGUUUCAGAAAAGGACAUAGACUUUGCAAAGAAAUACAUAGAAAAAUACUAUUAUGAAUCAGACCAAGUGCCUGUCUUUGGAACCAGAAGCAGAAGGAGUAUUCCUACUGAAAAAUUACAACAAAUGCAAGAAUUGUCUGGACUGAAAGUGACAGGCAAACUAGAUCCAAACACUUUGGCAGCAAUGAAGAAAUCCAGAUGUGGGGUUCCUGAUAUAGGAGAAUACAGAACUUUCCCCUUUUCUCCAAGAUGGGGAAAGAAAAACUUAACAUAUAGUAUUCAGAACUAUACACCAGAUAUGGAGCCUGCAGAUGUAGACAAUGCAAUUGAGAGAGCCUGGAAAAUGUGGAGUGAUGUGACACCAUUGACCUUCACCAGGGUUUAUAAUGACUCUGCAGAUAUAAGGAUCUCUUUUGUUACCGGAGACCAUGGUGACCAUCGUUCCUUCAAAGUAUAUAAACACCUGGCACAUGCAUUUUCACCUGCAUAUGGUGGUGAAGUCCAUUUUAAUGAGGAUGUUCUCUGGUCAAAGGAUUUGAAAGGAAUUAAUCUUUUUAUUGUUGCUGCACAUGAAUUUGGCCACUCACUCGGUCUUUAUGAUUCUGAUGUUGUGGAUGCUCUGAUGUUUUCGUUCUACAAACCUAGUGAUCCCCAAAACCUGAGGCUUCAUCGUGAUGACAUUGAAGGCAUCCAAUAUCUUUAUGGAACCCCGGGAGAUGACAGUGGUGAGACAAAAAAACAUACACCACCAGUAAAUAUUUCAGAAGAGGCAACAUCAACAGAAUUGUGUGACCCUCAGUUGGCCUUUGAUGCUGUUGCUAAUGUCCGGGGGGAGACCUUAUUCUUUAAAGACAGCUUCAUAUGGCGGAAGUUUCCUCAGAAGAAAGUAAUUGAAAAAUCAUUUAUUUCCUCCUUCUGGCCAGCUUUGAGAAAGGACAUAAAUGCUGCCUAUGAAAUUGAAGAGGAGGAUAUAGUCUAUUUGUUUAAAGGAACUAAAUAUUGGGCUACCAGGGCAAAUAUUAUUGAACCAGGUUUCCCAAGAAACAUCCACAGGCUCGGUUUCCCAAAAAGUGUUAAGAAAAUUGAUGCAGCUGUUUAUGAUGAAACCACAAAGAAAACAUACUUCUUUUCAGGUGACAAGUAUUGGAGAUACAGUGAAACCACAAAGACUAUGGAAAGGGGAUAUCCAAGGCAGAUAGAAGCUGACUUCCCAAACAUUGGCUCUAAAGUGGAUGCUGCCUUUCAACAAGAUGGACGCCUGUAUUUAUUCAAUGGCUCAAAGCAAUAUGAGUUUGACAGCAGAAGCAAAAAAAUUUUGGGCAGGAAAAAGGCUAACAAUUGGCUUGGCUGCAUGACACCUAAGAAGAAUUAAAAAAAAUAAUGAAGAAUAAUGGCAUCUUCCUUCAACCAACACAUGCCUUUGUUUUGGUUAUUGGCAUUA